Messenger RNA from Puntigrus tetrazona (Sumatra barb), 4155 nucleotides. RefSeq names its product orexin receptor type 2. Gene Ontology annotation, molecular function: G protein-coupled receptor activity; peptide binding. Gene Ontology annotation, biological process: neuropeptide signaling pathway. The transcript has a single exon. Gene Ontology annotation, cellular component: membrane. The record is from RefSeq and is a predicted model, not a curated record. NCBI's taxonomy places the organism in Eukaryota, Metazoa, Chordata, Actinopteri, Cypriniformes, Cyprinidae. Bases 36 to 1331 code for a protein of 431 amino acids.
UAUGGAGAUCCUCAAGAAGCGGACGGUCAGAUGAAAUGGCACACAGAGGAAACAUGAACACCUCGAGCAUUUACAGCACAUUCGGACGCUUCUUCCCUAAUAACUUUUCUGUUUGGGAGCAUCUCCAGAAGAACUGGACCACGCGCGACCUGACGCCUUUCUCCAUCGACUUUCUGUUUGCGGGUCACGAACCAGACACUAUAGUUUUAAUGGUGAUGUACGUGAUCUCUUUCGUGACCGGACUGGUGGGGAACAUCAUGGCUCUGUGGGUCCUGACGCGCCGCAGGAAUCGCUUGUCUGGAGCUUCAGCCACCAGGAGACUCCUGGUCAACCUGGCCGUGUGCGACAUGAUGGUGGUGUGCGUCUGCAUGCCGGUCAACUUGGGACAUCAGGUGUAUAACGCCUGGGUGUUUGGAGACUUUCUGUGUCGAGCCGUGCCGUUCGUUCAGGCGGUGUCGGUCUCCGCGAGCGUUCUGAGUCUGGCCGUGAUCAGUCUGAACAGAUACUACAGCGUCCACAGUCCACUGCACGCCAGGUCUUUCUUCACGGCCAGAAGAAUGAUAUGCAUGAUAGCCGUGGUUUGGGUCGUGUCUUCUGCGUUAUGUUUGCCUUUAUUCUUCAUGAACACGACUAAGACUCUUUCCCUUCUGGACGGGCUGCACACCGUGACCGUGUGCGUGGAAAGCUGGUCUAAAGUCAAACUGCGCCAGGGUUACAACUUUUUACUCUUUUGCGCGUUGUAUGGAUUCCCGGUGGUCUUUAACCUGAUCAUUUGCUUCCUGACCGGUUGGAAACUGAGUAGAGGGGGCACGGCAUCGAUAUCAGACCCCAACCAGCUCGCUCUGACCUCCUCUUCGACAUCGCGCCUGAAAACGCGCAAGAGGAUCGCCAAAAUGGUCUUCGCGCUCGUGCUGCUCUUCACCUUCUCCUGGCUGCCGCUGUACGCCGUGGACAUCUGGAUCGAUUCCAACAUCCCCAGCUCCCCUGACAGAAACGACGAGCUGAGCAACGUCGAGCAUAACUGGAUUCUCCAGAGCAGACCCUUCGCGCAAUGGCUGGGUCUCACCAACUCGUCCCUGAAUCCCCUCUGCUACUGCUUUGUCGGAAACUUGUACAGAUCGGCCAAAAGGUUCAGGGAAAGCUACAGAGAGAAAAUGUCUUCGGUCUUGAGUCUGACCAAUAAAUCUUCAAUUAGAAAUUCCGCGACUAAAACCCAGCUGCGCAACUCUGGCUCGUCCAGGAGGUUCGCGUCGGAAACGAGGAGCUGCAACGGGUUCAAACUGACCAGAAGUAAAAGCGUGUCUUCGACGACCGUGUGUGAGAGCAUUUGACUUGGGGAGCGCGAGAAUGUACAGGCACAGAUGGAAAUAUGAAUUAAGGGUCAUGCUUUAUAAAUAACUUUCAUUGAAAAGUCAUUAUCAAACGUCAGAUGCUGCUUAUAGAGUAGUAGUUCAUGUACAUUUUAGUCAAUAUAUAUAUUUUAAGGGUUUUUUUGCAACACAAUAACACUGUGCUUCUAUUUAUUAUUUGCUUUUUAUAAUUAAAGACAUUUUUCAUAAAAAAAUAUAUAUUUCCAGCAUAAUUUAAAUUUGAGUUUUUCAGGUGUGGGUAGUUGACGAAUAAAAAAAAAGACCAUUUUGUGUGACAUAGGAAAAAUUUAGAAACAAAAAACUUAAAUUAACAUGAAAAAAUUAGUUACAAAUAGCUUAAGAGAGGUUUUGCAUUAACAUAUAUAUAUAUAUAUAGUUUUUACAUUUUUCUGUCACACACUGAUGAAGUCAACUACCCAUGUCUCUUUUUUCCAGUGUUGUCUUAGACUCAGAAUGCAUAAUGUAAUAUUAUUAAUAAUUUAAGGAUGUUUUCAAAAGUUAUCAAUCAAAGGUAUUACUAAGCAUUAAUAUGAAUUAUAUAUUUAUCUCGGCUAUUUAGAUUUUUUUCUUUUUUUAUUAGUUUCAGUUAAAUAAGUGAAUACCAGACUUGUUCUGAAAUAAGUCCAUAUAUGAGUGGAAAACUGUGGUCCGAUUUACGGGGACAAAACCAGAGCGUGUGGCUCAAGUCAAGAUUAAUUGUACCAUUGAGAGGCUUUAGCCCUGACGAGUGGUUGUCUGUUAUUCCCACCAUCUCCUCCCCGGCAGAAAUCUCAAGAGCUCUAAAUAAUAAAUAUUCCUACUGCUAUACAAGACUGUAUCACCGCACCGUGCAUGUUUACAGUCUUUAUUGAAACCGUUAAGUUAUACAAAUUUAACGACAAAUUAGAGUUAUAUUAAAAAAACAUACUGCUUAUGUUCCAGUGUUUGCUGUCACACAAGAAAAAAACGACUCGGUAGGAGAUUAAUAUAUUUAUGCAAGGUAAUUUCCUUAUUGUGCUAGCGUGACUAUUACAGAUGAUAAUUUGUUGUCACUUACAUUGAGCACAGAUGCGCACUCUCUCGGUGAAUGCUAACCUGGCUGUGAUUCUGUGCAGUAAAAUUAAUUUCGCAUUAAUCCGAACAAAUGGCGUUCUAAGAUUAUCCUCAAGUGCAAAAGAUUUUCAGCGAUCUCUGCAAGCAUGCUGGCUAUAUUUCAGAAACUAUAAUUAUGCCGGUUUCGCUUCAUUAACUGAAAAUUGACUGUGCAUAAUUCGCUUAGUAAUGAAUCCAAGCAAGAUACAUCGGCGCAGAGAUGCAUUGCAGAUGAGUGCUGAUUAUCGUAAAUAUGACAUAAGCAUCACCUCGGAUGCUGAUGCUUAUUAUAAAUACCCAAAUAAGCUGUGUAAUGCUCUGCAUUUGAUUGAGAUGCAGUAUUUAAUUUUAAAUUAGCAGCGUUCACACCACUUAAGCUUGAAAUAUGCCCACAUUGAUAACGUAAUAGAUGUAUAUAACAGAUCAUGUAAUAGAAUAACAUAUAUAAAUGCUUAACAUUGAAUUUGAAUGAUGUAUAUUCUUAUUUUUGAUAAACCAGUUAAAAUUUCGAAGCUCAUCCGAAGCACAGUAAAAGUAGCUCUAUUUUUGCAAAUAUAUUACAGCUUUUUUUCUCUCACUAGCGUACCGAAGAGCCCUAAUGCAUUACCAUAAUUGACAUUUUUACUGUUUAUAGCAGGGAAAAUUGAGUGACUAAGGCCUCUAUUUUGCUUUAAAAGAUCUCAAGAGUGUCCUCUGAUUACAUUUAUUUAAACUGAACGUCUAGCACGAAUGGGGCUCCUGUCAGUCAUUGAAAACAAAUGAGCGCCAUAAUGGAUGUAGUGCCUGUGCUAAUAACCUCAGAGAGCUUGCGCCGUCAACAAUUCAGUCUGGUUUCAAAACAAAAGGAACGUCGGUGACAAACCGCGCCGCUCGGCGUGGCUUUAAAAGCGUAAAUCGAACAUUAAAACAAUUACCGCGGCUUAAUAACUCACACCUGAUGGAGAGAAUACACGCCACGGUACUGAAUAUUUUAGGCCGUCCGUGUUCAUAGGCGGUCUCUGAAUGAACUAAAAUUUCCUGCAGUGACCGGAGUCGUUGUUAUUCGGCGUGGGUGUUCAUUGCUGCCACGUUCUGCUUUGUAUUUUGAGGACGGAGGGGAAACCUGCGAGCGUGCUCAAUAAAUUAUCGUUCGCUUUUUUCGUCAGACUUUGGCUGCAGUUACUCUUUCUCGCUCAUCUGGACAUCUAAAGCUAUUCAUCUGUAAAACAAGAAACGGGGCUUCUUACCUGGUAUCUCUUCAGUCCAGCCGCUGAGUCUAAUUGAAUGUGUCGGUCCACACAGUGGGUUCUCUUCAAAGCUUUUUUUAUAUAUUCGAUCAGUUUAAUUGUACGCCUAAUGGAACUGAAUGUAAGAAAGAUUCUGUUUGAAGUCUUCAAACACGGCAUAAAAGGCUUUUGAACUCUCCUUUUUCUGUCAUUAAUAAACGCAGCAACUAGCUAAAGGGCAAUAUAGUGUACACCAAGGCUAAAGAAAUCGUUCCCACAAAAAUGAACAUAUGCUGGAAAUGUAUUUACCCAGCCAAGGCCAUCCAAGAUUAGCGUGUCUUCAUCACAGCAGUAAUCCAUUUGACUCCAAUGCAUCAAGCGAUAUAUAUUGUGAUGUGAAAAGCUAAAAAACAAAUCCAUCAUCAGCUCUUUUGGACUGUUUAUGCUUGUAAACAGCACUUAUGCGUAUUUCUCACCUGAUGAGACUACUUUCUCAGUUCAGAAAGCAC